Molecule: messenger RNA, 810 nt
Organism: Paramecium octaurelia
Lineage: Eukaryota; Ciliophora; Oligohymenophorea; Peniculida; Parameciidae
Source: the annotation of a GenBank genome assembly
AUGAUUUGUGAUAUAAUUAAUAUAGCACUCCGUACACCUCCUUAAAAAGAACGAAUUUCUUUUCCUAAUACUACAGCUUCUCCUAUUAGUUCUAGCGAUUCAUCAGUGGAAUCAAAAUAAAUCUCUAAACUACCAAUUCCCAGACCUUUAUUAAGUCAAGAUGAAAAAUUUGAAGCAUCAUUGUGCUCUUUUGGUAUCUUAUAGUAAUUAUGAGACUUUAAAUUAUUGAUGCCUGAUGAAGGAAGCAUUUUCAAUUAAAAGUUACUUACUUAAGAACUAAUUGAAAUGAGAUUUAUAUUAGAUCAAGAUGAAAGGUAAAUUUAUUCAAAACUACAACCUUUCUAUUAAAGCUUAGACAUUUAAGAGCAAGAUGUACUUCUUUGUUCCUUAUAGUAGAUACUAAAUGAUGAUAGAACUACUUUAAUGCUUAAGAAUAUUCCUAAAUACAUGAGACCAAGUGAUCUGCGGAAUCUCUUGAACAAAGACUUCAGAUCUUAAUUUGAUUUUCUCUAUUUGCCAUCCGAUAAUAAUGUAAAUAGACAAUUCUAUACUUAGAAAGAAGGAAACUUAGGUUAUGCUUUUGUCAAUUUUCUUUACCCAGAAACAGUAUUAAAUUUUUUUAAGAAAUACAAUAAUAAUAAAUGGAGUAUAAAUGAUAAAGUAGACAAAGAUAUUUAUUAUAAAAGCAAAUCUGCCAAUUGAAGUAUGCAAAAUUACAAGGAAGAAGAGAGCUUAUGAACUAAUUAGAUGAAUGACUCCAUUUUCUUUGGAAAUUUUGAUGAUUUUUUGUUUUUUUUCAAAUUUUGAGAG